AUGAUAUUGCUGAUAACGAGGUACCUCAACGCCCAGAAUACAUUCAACGAGCUUCUGGACAUGGGUGUCAUCCCCAUCGUGAAUGAGAACGACACCCUAGCAGUCUCCGAGAUCAAGUUCGGAGACAAUGACACAUUAUCUGCCAUCACGGCAGCUAUGAUUCAUGCAGAUUUACUUUUUCUCAUGACGGACGUUGACUGCCUAUAUGACAAGAACCCGCGGACCAACCCUGAUGCCCAACCGAUCGAAGUCGUGGAGGAUAUAGGGGCUCUCACAGCUGACGUGUCUUCAGCCGGUUCUGCAUUAGGGACUGGUGGCAUGAUGACCAAGAUUGUUGCCGCCAGGCUCGCAACGUCCGCAGGGGUGACCACAGUCAUCACACGAUCCUCCAAUCCUGGUAAUAUAGGCAGGAUUGUGCAGUACAUACAAGCCAGCAGAUCACCAGCGUCCCUACAAACGCAUAUCAACGUUGAAGACACUGCGGAUGACCCUCUGGCACAGUCAAUCAGCUCUUUGAACAUGGACAUCGCACAGAAGCCACCCCUUCACACCCGUUUCCUCCCCUCACCAACACCUAUCAGAGACAGAACCUUCUGGAUCCUGCACGGCUUAAAGCCACACGGCACUGUCUACAUCGACGCAGGCGCACACAAGGCCCUCCUCGACAAGGCUGGCCUACUCCCUGUCGGCGUGGUGGACGUCGAGGGGACAUUUGCCCAGCAAGAGUCGGUACGAUUAGUUGUUGUCAAAAGAUCACCUGUGCCAUCAGCCGAUGGCAGACAUUGGGUCGGUCCUGCAGAAGAUGUUGGACGAGCACUGGCAAAUUACUCCUCGGCCGAGAUAGCCAGGAUAAAGGGCCGCCAGAGCAAGGAGAUUGAGGCGCUAUUGGGUUAUGCCGACAGUGAGUACGUGGCGGAGCGGGAACACAUCAGCUUCUUUAGGAGGGAGAGCCGACCCCAGACCCCAAUCCCUGAGAUUGAAGGGCUCAUCCACGGCAUCACGGAGUAUGAAAGUCACGCAUAG
Phaeoacremonium minimum UCRPA7 is the source of this 1023-nucleotide messenger RNA. Its product is annotated as putative glutamate 5-kinase protein. The transcript has 3 exons. Gene Ontology annotation, cellular component: cytoplasm; cytosol. The record is from RefSeq and is a predicted model, not a curated record. The coding region runs from base 1 to 1023 and encodes 340 amino acids. Lineage: Eukaryota; Fungi; Ascomycota; Sordariomycetes; Togniniales; Togniniaceae. Gene Ontology annotation, molecular function: ATP binding; glutamate 5-kinase activity; RNA binding.